Chelmon rostratus (copperband butterflyfish) is the source of this 3183-nucleotide messenger RNA. Its product is annotated as E3 ubiquitin-protein ligase TRIM39-like. The record is from RefSeq and is a predicted model, not a curated record. Lineage: Eukaryota; Metazoa; Chordata; Actinopteri; Chaetodontiformes; Chaetodontidae. Gene Ontology annotation, molecular function: protein binding. The transcript has 7 exons. Bases 113 to 1753 code for a protein of 546 amino acids.
AAGCCCCAGAGGAAGGACUCACACUAGAUGGGAGUAGAGAGAGAAAGAGACUGAAGCCUGAAGAGGUAGAAAGCGUCUCAGUCGCUGAAAGGUUAUAUCAUACACCACAUACAUGGCCUCCGAUCAAGCAUCACCCAGCGAGACCUGCUCACUGGAGAAGCAUCUAACAUGCUCCAUCUGCAUGGAUUCCUUUGUGGACCCUGUCACUACUGGUUGUGGCCAUUCCUUUUGUCAGGACUGUCUGAGCCGCAACUUUACACUGAAUGACAUGUCGUGCCCCCUAUGCAAGAAGCAUCAGAGCAAAAUACCAGAUGUUAACAUCACCCUGAGGAGCAUUGUCGAGCAGGUGAAAAAGACCCAGGAGCCAGACGAUGAUAAGUACACCGGGGCGCCCGGCGAGGUGGCCUGUGACAUUUGCACGGAGCGAAAGCUGAAGGCGGAGAAGUCCUGCCUUUUGUGUCUUGCCUCGUAUUGUUCGACCCACCUGGAGAAUCACUCUUCAACCGGAAGGCUGAAGGGUCACAAGCUGGUGAAACCUGUGAAGGAUUUGGAUGAGAGGGCCUGUCUGCAGCACGGACGCCCCUUGGAGCUGUACAGCAGGAAGACGGAGACAUGCAUUUGUGUUCAGUGCAUGGGUGAAGGGCACGAGGAGGUUGUUUCUACGGAAGACGAAUGGAGCAAAAAGAAGGCUAAGCUUGAAGGAUCCAUCGUGGAGUUAGAGCAGAAAAUUAAGAGGAGACAAACACAGGUGGAUGAGAUUAAUGCAUCUCUAAAGACCUGCAAGGAGCAGAUUGAGAACGAGUGGUGGGAAAUCGAUGGCGUGUUCACAGCUGUGAUUGCCAUCGUGGAGAGAGCCCAGGCAACAGCGCUUCAGCCACUCGAGGACCGGAGGCAGGCCGUGGAGAAAGAGGCGGAAGACCUCAAAGGAGAGUUGGAAGCAGAGAUCAGCGAGCUCGAGAAGGCCAUCGCUCAGCUGAGCGAUAUAUUUACGCUUGACGAUCACAUCCGUUUCCUGCAGAUUUACUCAUCUCUCCAAAACACUGACAAGAUCAAAGACAAGGAGGUGGAGUUCGACACGUCGCUGUCUUUUGGCACCAUGAGAAAAACCACGACAACCCUGCUGGAGCAAAUCGAACAGGAACUGGAGAAGCUGACCUCCACCGAACUGCAGAGAGUUCGAAAGUUUGCAGUGGAUGUGAGGCUCGAUCCAACCAGUGCCCACCAACGCCUCAUUCUUUCUGACGAUGGGAAGGAAGUGAAAGAUGGCGGCGAGGACAAGGAAGCGGAUGAGGCUCCCGAGAGGUUUGAUCUGUAUGCCAGCAUCCUGGGGCGCAACAGUUUGACCUCUGGGAAGUCCUACUGGGAGGUGGGGGUCAGCAACAAGACGGGGUGGGACCUGGGUGUGGCAAGAGGCGACGCAAACCGUAAAGGGAUACUGUCGAUGAACCCGGAUAACGGUUACUGGGUUACUGUUCAUUAUGAAGAUGACAAGUACGCAGCCCUGACAGCACCACCACUUCGUCUUUGCCCAGAAGAGAAACCGAAGAAAGUGGGCGUGUUCGUGGAUUACGAGGAAGGUCUCGUGUCCUUCUACGACGUGACGGCUGAGUCUCACAUUUACUCGUUUACCGAGUGUUCGUUCAAUGACAAGAUCUUUCCAUAUUUCAGUCCGCAUGUAAAACAGGCUGACAAAAACACCGAACCUUUGAUUAUUUCUGCUGUGAAUGCGUGUGAGGACAUGCUUAUCCCAUGAAGAAAAUGUGAGUUUGCCUUCCAGGUUUGCUCCAGUUGUACUUUUGCUGGGUAGUUAGAGAAGUCUGGGUGGAGCAAAAAAUGAUGAAUACGCAACAAGGUGUGCUGAUAUAUGAAAUCAACCAGCCUCGUUGUUCUGGAGGUACAAUGCUACAUGCUAGCACCUUACGUUUCCCAACGGCAUUGGCUCAAAAUAACAUGCAGAACUCGAUAUUCUUUCCACUAAGUAGCUAGGUGGUGCAUCCAAAGGUGGUGCUGUAAUUUGAAUCCACAGAAAAAUAAUGAGUGCAUUUAUUAAUUGUAGUGCUUAACUGUAUAUGUUCCUUGUUAAAUAACACUGUAUUUGAUGGAUGUAACCAAUUGGAAAGAGUGUACAAUGUGAGUAAUGUGUAAAAUAGACGGGGACUUCAGGCAAGUUAGUGCAUUUUCAACAUGCUGUCGUCAAAUACUGCAACUCUGUCACUGCCUUAAGCUUCAAAGUAUGAUUCUCUGCGUACUCCACGAGCAUCAGUUUUGCACAUGCAGAGCUCUGAAGUCAAGUUAGCAACAAUAAAUGUGCGACGUCCAGUUAGACGAGAAUUAAAGCUUGUUGAGAACAACACACAUGGUUAACGUUGUGAAACGGUUGCAGUUAAGUUGCAUGGGUAAAUAUCAUGGUUUGAUUUAAAAUAAGUGCACUAGUUACGUAUGUUAGUUACUUACGUUAUAAGUUCUGUAACUUCCGCUGUGUAUGUUACGUAACUUCUACGUACUAAGUUAAAACAGCUCCGACUCACUUUUGGUGUCGCGGGACACAAACUCUGGUUUCCCAGGUGAAACUUUGACCCAUCCAACCGCCCCAGACUUGUCUCACUCUUUAUACUACAUCACACAACUUCAUCGGCGCAUGAAAACAACAUGGUGGAGGGACGCCUCCAGAAAUGACACUACAGGGGUACGUGCAGCUUUGGAGUUUGAAGUGUAGGGCCGCUGACCAAACUGCUGUGUUUGCUGCGUUGGGAAUGAAAACAGACUGGUAGUUUCCACCUUCUAUUGGUUGCUUGGCGAUGGUGCAAGUCCACCCUUGGCCAAGUCCACUUCUUCUGUUUUUGAAGUCGCUUGAAAAAAAUCGGUCCACAAGUUGCAGUUUUUUGGACGUGUUAAAGGAUAUGGCUGUUUGUUAGGAAACAGUAUUUGCAUUUUGAUUUGUACGAUGAUUUGACUUUGUGAGUCAUGCAACAAUGACUUGUUUACAUCGACUUGUUUUCGAUGCUGCGGUUACUUAUUUGUCCUGUGAGAGUCGACAUAACUGUGAUGAGGGAAAAUCCACUUAUUCUACUAGGCGUGAAAUGUGAAGUGUGUGUAUGUGCACUCUGAUAAGAAUGAAGCCUGAUUAUGAAUAAAUGUGCUGCAAUUACAUGUUCUGCUCUAAAAACCUAAAUAAAGUGAACA